Messenger RNA from Dichotomopilus funicola, 651 nucleotides. Its product is annotated as Snf7 family. The coding region runs from base 1 to 651 and encodes 216 amino acids. The record is from RefSeq and is a predicted model, not a curated record. NCBI's taxonomy places the organism in Eukaryota, Fungi, Ascomycota, Sordariomycetes, Sordariales, Chaetomiaceae. Gene Ontology annotation, biological process: vesicle budding from membrane; late endosome to vacuole transport via multivesicular body sorting pathway. The transcript has a single exon. Gene Ontology annotation, cellular component: multivesicular body.
AUGAACCGCCUCUUCGGCAGCAGCGGCCCCAAGCCGCCCAAAGCCACCCUCAACUCCGCCAUCUCCAACAUCGACACACGCAUCUCCUCCAUCGACGUCAAGCUCGCCUCCAUCAACGCCGAACUCCAAGGCUACCAAGCCAAGCUCUCCAAAAUGCGCGAAGGCCCCGGCAAAUCCGCCCUCAAAAACAAAGCCCGCAAAGUCCUCGAGCGACGCAAGCAGUACGAAGCGCAGCGGGACCAGCUGCAGUCGCAGGUGUGGAACAUGGAGCAGGCGCAGACGAUGCAGGAUAAUUUGAAGAAUACGAUGGUGACGAUUGAUGCGUUGAAGAGUACGAAUAAGGCGUUGAAGAAGGAGUAUGGGAAGGUGGAUAUUGAUAAGAUUGAGCGGUUGCAGGAUGAGAUGGCGGAUUUGUUGGAUGUGGGGAAUGAUAUACAGGAGAGUCUGGCAAGGAGUUAUGAUAUACCCGAGGAGGUGGAUGAGGCGGAGCUGGAUGCGGAGUUGGAGGCGUUGGGGGAGGAGGUUGAGUUGGAGAGGGAGUUGGGUGGGGGGUUAGAAGGGGCGGUACCGAGUUUUAUGCAGGAUGAGGUGCCAGACUUUAUUGAUGAGGCGCCCGUGCAGGGUGGGAAGGUAAAGGAGGCUGUUGGUUAA